Molecule: messenger RNA, 1134 nt
Organism: Darwinula stevensoni
Lineage: Eukaryota; Metazoa; Arthropoda; Ostracoda; Podocopida; Darwinulidae
Source: the annotation of a GenBank genome assembly
AUGAUGCAAUAUAAGAUACAGCUGACCUUCCGACAGCAAUGGAGUGACGAAAGGCUGAAAUUCGACGACAUGGGAGGGAAAAUUAAGCACGUGUCUCUGAGGGACCCGAGUACGCUGUGGAUACCAGAUACGUUCUUCCAGAACGAGAUCGAUGGGAAGACACACAACAUCAUGGUCCCGAACGUCUUCGUGAGGAUUUCUCCCAAUGGGAAGAUUCUCUACAGCACCAGGAUGUCGCUGACUAUGAGCUGUCCGAUGAACCUGGUGCUCUUCCCCAUGGACAAGCAGACAUGCCAGAUCCGGAUCGCCAGCUACGGGAAGACGACCGAUGACCUGGUUUUUCUCUGGAAGGAUGGCGACCCGGUCCAGAUCGUGAAAAACCUCCACCUCCCGAGAUUCACACUGGAGAAGUUCUACACUGACUACUGCAACAGUAAGACGAAUACCGGAGAAUACAGCUGCCUGCGAGUGGACCUGGUGUUCGUACGUGACUUACGGUACUACCUGAAACACAUCUACAUCCCGUCAAGUAUGCUGGUAAUUGUGAGCUGGCUGACCUUCUGGUUGGAUCGGAAGGCGGCAGUUGGGAGGGUGGGACUGGGGAUCAUCGUUUUGCUCACGAUGGCUGUGCAGUGCAGUUUCAUCAAUGCUUCGCUUCCGUCUGUAUCGUACACGAUGGCUUGCAGUGCAAGCAUUCCGAUGAUUGGGAUUCUCAAUAUACUAAUCGUUGUCUGUCUUACUCUCUACUUUUCCCUCAAAAGAGCCGUGGAAUACGUCAAUCAUUCCGCCCAGCAUCUCAUUGUGUACCUCAUACACCGAUACUUCCCAGAUUCUCUCCCCUCCGCCAUCGACGUGUGGACGGGCAUGUGCCUCACCUUCAUGUUCUUUGCACUCCUGGAGUCGGUCUUCGUGAGCUACGCCUCCAAGUCGGGCGUGCGUCGGGACCGAGACCAGACCGAGCUGGAGUCUGUCCCCUUCGAGGUGGAGAAGCCCAAAGCGGCCGCCAAGGGUCGCCUCUCUCUCUGGCUCAACAAAGUCCAAUCUCGACCCAGCAGGGUGGACGUCGUCUCUCGCAUCGCCUUCCCCGUCUGCUUCGCGCUUUUCAAUAUUGGCUACUGGGCAGGCUACGUCUAA